AUGGCCGACCUCCGCUCCCCAUCCGACGACAACCUACCCUCCCACAACGAACAGCGCGACAGAGCAAGCAGCAUGUCGCUAGGAAACACAGAAACCGCAGCUCCCUCACAGAAUGGGGGAGCCGCAACGGCAAACGGCGGCCCGCCCGCCGGUACCGACACGGGCUCAGCGCCUACUUCUGAGGUCUCGCGCCAGGUCCAGGAAGUGCUAUCAUCAGACAUUGGUGUCGCAACCAUGCUAAACCAGCUCAAGGCGAGUAUCGCUUCCGCAAAGGAAUUCGCACUCUUCCUCAAGAAGCGAUCACACAUCGAAGAAAGCCACGCCUCCUCACUCAAGAAGUUGUCCCGUAUAAGCCAGGAAACAAUGCACCAGCCCGACCACAGGCAAGGCUCUUUUGCGCAGGCCUACAGCGAAAUGAUGUACAUCCACGAGCGCAUGGCCGAAAACGGAACGCAAUUCGCCCUCUCACUACAACAGAUGCACGACGACCUGCUCGAGCUUGCCGCCGUGGCCGAGCGUAGCAGAAAAGGAUGGAAGGCCAACGGCUUGGCGGCGGAACACAGGGUGGCAGAAUUGGAGGCCGCGAUGCGCAAGUCCAAGGCCAAAUACGACAGUUUGGCUGAGGAGUACGACCGCGCGCGCACUGGCGACACCAGCAGGAACAGCGGCAAAAUGUUCAGCUUGAAGUCCAAGUCUGGCCCCCAGCAUGAGGAGGAUCUCUUGCGCAAAGCCCAAGGCGCCGAUCAGGAUUACCAGGCCAAGGUGCAGACACUGCAGAGUGAGAAGGCCGAAUUGAUUGCAAGGACGAGACCGGAGGCCAUCUCUGCUCUGCAGGACUUGGUCAAGGAGACCGACUCUGGUCUGGCGCUGCAAAUGCAGAAGUUUGCCUCCUUCAACGAGAAGCUGCUCUUGAGUAACGGUCUUAGCAUCAGCCCCAUCAAGGGUCAAGGUUCUGGCGGAGGACCGCGCAGUCUUCGCGAGGCCGUUCUGGCCAUUAACAACGAAAAGGACCUUCACGAUUACCUGACGUCUCACCACUCGAAGGUUGCCAACAAUAACGGCGAGGUCAAAUACGAGAAGAACCCGAUCUUGGCAACCGCCCGCCAGCAAGCAAUGGGCCACCAGCCCAAUGCUUCGGUAUCAAACGUACCGCAGGCCGCGCCAUCCGGAUCGUUCUCUGGGCCACCAGGAGGAUCAAACCAGCAACAGCAACGAGAUAUGCCACCUCCUGCUAGACCCAGCAAUUUCCAACCGCCAGCCGACUCUCCCCAAAGCUUUGCGCUGCCUAAUAUGCCGGCUGCUCAACAGCCAAGGCCAUCGUCUCAGCAGCAGCACCCUUCUCCUCAGGCGCAGCAGCACGGCCGUAGCUUCAGUACUAACAACAUGCUGAACCAGCCCAGCCAACAGCAGCAAUUCCAGUCGAACCGCAACUCUGGUGUCGUAGCGCCAACGUACAAUAGUGGUGGCAUGUCCUCUCAAGGACCGCCACAGCUAGGAGCAUUGCCAUUUCAGACAUCACCGUCGCCUCCGCCGCCGCAGCAGCAGCCCCAGCAACGAGCGCCGCCGCCACAAAGCCAGUACCAGCCUCCUCAGCAGCACCAGGCUCCACCGGCACAACAGUAUCCUCCUCAAGGACCACCACCAGGUGCAGGAGGAUACCCUCAACAGAACAGACAAUCCCCUCCUCUCGGCGGUCCUUCCGGGCCGUCGCCCAAUGCCGCGAGGCCCACAUUCGGGCUAAGCCUGCCUCGCUUGUAUGAGCGAGACGGUUUGCCUGUGCCCAUGGUCGUCUAUCAGUGUAUCCAGGCAGUGGACCUCUACGGACUUGGCGUCGAGGGCAUCUACCGGCAGUCCGGCUCAUUGACGCAUAUCAACAAGCUCAAGACCAUGUUCGACACCGACUCGAGCAACCCAGCGUUGGAUUUCAGAAAUCCCGAGAACUUUUACCAUGACGUCAAUAGUGUUACUGGCCUGUUGAAGCAGUUCUUGCGUGAUCUCCCCAACCCCCUUCUCACUACAGAGCAUCACAGCGAGUUGAUCGAGGCAGCCAAACAAGAAGAUGACAUCGUUCGCCGAGACUCCCUCCACGCCAUCAUCAACAGCCUCCCCGAUCCCAACUACGCCACUCUGCGCUCGCUGACCCUCCACCUCCACCGCGUCAUGGAGAACUCCCAUGUCAACCGGAUGAACUCCCACAACCUUUCCGUCAUCUUUGGCCCCACGGUCAUGGGCACCGAUCCGGCAACAAGCAUCGCCGACGCCGGAUGGCAGAUCAAGGUUGUCGAUACAAUUCUGCAAAACACCUACGAGAUCUUUGACGACGAAUGA
This is a messenger RNA of Colletotrichum abscissum, 2328 nucleotides long. Its product is annotated as beta-chimaerin. Lineage: Eukaryota; Fungi; Ascomycota; Sordariomycetes; Glomerellales; Glomerellaceae. Gene Ontology annotation, cellular component: cytoplasm. The transcript is spliced from 5 exons. The record is from RefSeq and is a predicted model, not a curated record. Gene Ontology annotation, biological process: regulation of GTPase activity; signal transduction. Bases 1 to 2328 code for a protein of 775 amino acids.